AUGAGUCGUUCUUUUCUCACACUCUUUCAUGCUCUACUCCUGCUUUUAUUGAAUGCCUCAGGGUUUUCUGUGGGAUUCAGCGGAUCACGUAAAAGUGGAGAAACGAAGUGCAGAGAGAGGGAGAGACAAGCACUCCUUAACAUCAAACAAAGCCUGAUAGAUAAGUAUGGCAUGCUGUCUACAUGGAGUGACGAUCAUAACAAUACAAAUUGCUGCAAAUGGAAAGGCAUUCAAUGCAACAAUCAAACUGGUCAUGUACAAGUACUUGAUCUUCAUGGUAACUUUGGCUCACACCAUUUGGAAGGUGCAAUCAAUCUCACUUCGUUGACUCACUUGCAAUAUAUUCAAUAUCUGGAUCUCAGCAAUAAUGAUUUUCCAUGGAGUCACAUUCCACAACUCAUUGGCUCCUUCACCAACUUAAGAUAUCUCGAUCUCUCCUUCUGUUUAUUUGGUGGGAAUAUUCCUUCUAAACUUGGAAAUCUUUCUAAGCUACAGUAUCUAAACCUCGGGGGAAAUAAUCUUUGGGGACCAAUUCCUUUUCAAAUUGGGAAUCUCUCACACUUACAAUAUCUUGAUCUUGGAGACAGUUAUCUUAUAGGAGAAAUCCCAUUUGAAAUUGGGAAUCUCAAGCGGCUAAAAUAUCUUAACCUUAUGAGUUACUCUCUUUCUGGAACACUCCUUUUUCAGAAUGGUAAUCUUCCUCUCUUGCAUGCUCUAAGACUACGUGGAAAUUUUGAUAUAAAAGUUAAGAAUGCAGAGUGGCUGUCUAAUCUCUCUUCCUUGACAAUUCUUGAGAUGACUUCAUUGCAUAACCUUAGUUCCUCUCGCCAGUGGCUACAAUCUAUCAGUAAGCUUAUUCCAGACUUAAAAGAGUUGAAGCUAGUUGAUUGUUCUCUUUCAGAUGCUGAUAUCAAAUCUUUGUUUCAUUCUCAUUCCAACUUUUCAACUUCUCUUACCGUCCUUGCACUACUAGAAAAAUGUCAAAUAAUAACCGAAAUCGAGUGA
This is a messenger RNA of Sphenostylis stenocarpa, 1005 nucleotides long. NCBI's taxonomy places the organism in Eukaryota, Viridiplantae, Streptophyta, Magnoliopsida, Fabales, Fabaceae. The record is from the annotation of a GenBank genome assembly.